UUCUGUGCUGCUUUGUGGGAAAUGCUUUGGGAUUCAGGUGUCCCAGAAAAUGUCAGGAAUUCAGGCUGCACAGCUGCUCCGUGCUGCUGUGUCUCAGGUUCUGGUAGAACCCUGCCAGCAGAUUGCUGAGCAGCUCCUGCUAGGAAAAAGAAGCACAAACCAGCCCCUGACAAAACCCUCGCUGCUCCACGAGGCUGGGAAAGUUUUUAAUGAGGCGAGAACCGUAAUUAACCCACAGAGCUGCUUUGAAGAAGCUUCCAAACGACUCCUCCUUGUGAUGGCAGGAAAACCAUUUCCCCAAAUCAAUUUCUAAAUUUCAACCUGCGGCUGUUUAGUGGAACGAGAACCGAGCUGAGGGAUUUGUUUUCCAUCCCCAGAGCAUCAGGAAUUCAGGAAUUAGGCAUUUUCCCUGCUGCCUUCACUGCAGCCCAUUCCCGGAGCGUUCUGCCGAGGCAGGAACAUUUUCCAUCCGCGGCACUCGGAGUGGGAGCUGCAUGGAAUUACUGCCAGUGGAAACUAUGCUGCAAGAGGCUGGGCAGCAGCUGCCCCGCUCAGCUCAGCUGGAUUUUCCAUGCUCCCAGUAAUUAGCAGAGGGAAGCUGACUAAUUACUGACGUCACCUCUUUCCAGUCCCGCUUACAUUUUGUUCCCGACUCCCUCCAAGCACGCGGGACUCUGCUCAGGAAUUCGCUGUCACCCACAGGAUGCUCGGGGAGCUUUUUUUCACCAGGGGCUGGGCUGGCUGUGCCUUAUAAACGCUGUGAGCAGCGGCCAGGGCUGCCCAAAGCGCCGGGAUUUUCUGCGGGCAGCGCCGGGGCUCGGCCCCGAAAUGCAUUUCCGAAAUUUCCAUUACACCUUCGGCUCGCUCAUCGCCUGCCUGCCAGAUGGGGAGGUCUUCACGCAGCCAGAAACAAGGGCCAAAUUUGAAUCCCUGUUCCGACCCUACGACAGGGACCUCACCUUUCAGUAUUUCAAGAGCUUCAAAAGAGUGAGAAUAAACUUCAGCAACCCUUUGUCUGCAGCAGAUGCCAGGAUCCAGCUGGACAAGACAGAAUUCCUUGGAAAAGAACUCAAACUCUAUUUUGCUCAGACGUUGCACAUCGGGAGCUCCCACCUGGCCCCCCCAAAUCCAGACAAGCAGUUCCUGAUCUCCCCUCCCGCCUCCCCUCCCGUGGACUGGAAACAAGUGGAGGAUGCCACUCCAGUCAUCAACUACGACCUUCUGUACGCAAUUUCCAAGCUAGGGCCAGGGGACAAGUACGAGCUGCACGCGGCCACGGCCACCACUCCCAGCGUGGUCGUCCACGUGUGCGAGAGCGACCGGGAGAGCGACGCCGAGGAGGAGCCCAAAAAACCCAAACCCAAAAUCAUCCAGACCCGCCGGCCCGAUUACACCCCAGCCCACCUCAGCUGAGCCGAGCUUUUCCCAAAAGGAAAUCCAAAAUUCCAAGGGUUUGCAGUGCGAAACUGCCCGGGAACAGCAGCUCCCAGCAGCUGCAGGAGGAGAAUUCCAAGUUUGCUCCAGAGGAGGGAAUUCCGCGCUCGGUUUGGAGUUGAUGCCAUGUGCUGAGUGAAUUCCUGGAUCCUGGGAACAAAGGAUGGGACAAGGGGACAUCCUGGGACAUGACUGGGCUUAUUCUGGGGGAAACUCCUCGUGACACCCGUGAUGGCUGUUUGGAAAACCUUGGGAUAACAGGGUUGGAAAGAUGAUGGGAAUUUUGGGAACUUAACCCUUUUUCUUACACUAGGUUUUGUGCAUGUUUCUUCUUGGUCUUCUCAAGUAAUUUGCUUUCUUUUCUAGAGUUUCUCCCAAGUUUCUGGAAAGCUGGGAAUUGUUUCAAAGUAUUUAUUAUCUCAGCAUCCCAGAAUUCCUCCUGGAUGUGUACAUACAUGAUAUAUUUAUAUUUGGUUUUAUUGGCACUCGUUUUCCAGCAGGAUCCAAUUCCUCCAGCACCUGCUUUGGGUGCUCUGGAAGUUGUGCUUUUUAAAAUUUUAACCUUUGUGGAAUUCCUGCAGAGGGUUUUUACCUGGCAAAGCAGUGGAAAAACGUGCAAUAGGAGAGUUGUUGGAAUACGUGGAUUUUAAAUUAUUUAAGUUCAGGUAAUUUAUAUCUUCAAUAGGAUUUGUUUGGGAGCUUUGACUCGAGGGCAGAAAAACAGACUCACAUAAUGCUGAUGGUGCAUAUUCAGAGCAGGGGGAUUUUUCCAGUGGGGAAAAAAAAAAAAAAACAAACAAAACCUAUGGAGAAACUUGAAUCUGCAUUUUUGGUGAGUAAAGAUUUGAUAGGGAUUGGAAAAUUCCACCCAGGAAGCAGUGAGGAGAGUUGGAGUGCCUUUUCCUUGUCCAUUCCUACUCCAAGAUCUUUUUCUACUGGCUUUGGAUAUCCAAACAUCCAAACUUUCUGAGCUUUGCUUCCAAACUCAGCUGGGAUGAAAUGCUUGAUGCCAAGGAAUGCUGAUUUAAGCAGUGGGGAUAUGUGGGAGAAGCUUUAGGGCUUUUUUUUUUAUGGCAGUGUUUAAAGGCUCCUAAAUGCAAAUUUCAAAGAAGAAAGAUGGCAGAAAUAUUUUAAUAGUGUUUUUUAAACUGGAGAUCCUCGCCUCGAAAGGAUCAGGAUUUUUUUGGGAAGAGACAGGAAUUGCUAUCCACAGAAAAUACCACUUGGGGUCUUGGAAAAGGGAUGUUGGAGCCUCUCAUUGUGUUUUUAGGAAUCAAACUGUGGCUCUCUCUUGGUUUGCUCUUGCCACAGUUAGCCUGAGAAGAGAUUGAAGCAAAUGUUGACUGAAAUUCCUGGCUGACACCUUGGUUUUUUAAAUAAUAUUUGCUUUAAAAAGAGUGGAGCCAUUCCAGGCCAUGGUGCAGGGAAGCAGGUUGUUCUGGAAGGCCUGGAAUUCCUGACUGGAACAGAAAUCUGGGCCUAGAGACCAGGAAUAUACGGAAUUUCCUGCUCUAGCUUGGAUUGUUAUUCCCUGGAAACUGGAACAAAGCCUGGUUCUGGUGUCGGAGUGGCCGUGGCUCCAUGGGAGCUGUUGAGAAGAGCUGAUUCCGUGGAUGGCUGGAGCUGGACACAGGAAAAUCAGAUGAUUUAUUUUGGGGUACCCACAUGCUGCACUCAACGCCCAAAAUAAAGGAAUUAAGUGGAGGAAAACUUCGUAGUUUUGCCACAACUGCCUUGAAGCCUUUCCAAGACCUUUCCAUGUUUCUCAAAGGACUGCUGGACUUUGUGUCUCACCACAUUCAGUUCCAGACACUGGGAAUAAUUCCUGUCCUCUCCUUUUUCCAUGAAAAAUCAAAGCAUGAGUUUGGCAGUAGAAACCUGCUGCUGUGUUCCCUACAAAAGCACAGCUGCUUUUCAAUUCAAACCAUCGAUAAAUCUGAUUUUUGUCAUUUUAAUGCCCGACCCCUGCCUGAGGUGGGAGCCAUGGAAAUCUUGGAACGCUCUCGGUGUGUUCCUGCUUGGAUCUGCCACCUCCUGUCCUCAUGACUCCAGUGUGCUGCUUGCUUUUUCUGGUUAUUUUUGUAAUGUUCCAAUGGAUGCUUAGUUGGUAUUUUAUAUACUUGUAUAGCACGGGGCAGAUUGAAAUUAAAAUAUUUUGUUGUCUUCUUGUAAA
Molecule: messenger RNA, 3607 nt
Organism: Vidua chalybeata
Lineage: Eukaryota; Metazoa; Chordata; Aves; Passeriformes; Viduidae
Gene: RCAN1
Product: regulator of calcineurin 1
Exons: 4
Coding region: 829-1413 (194 amino acids)
Biological process (GO): calcium-mediated signaling
Cellular component (GO): nucleus; cytoplasm
Molecular function (GO): nucleic acid binding; calcium-dependent protein serine/threonine phosphatase regulator activity
Source: RefSeq, a predicted model, not a curated record